This is a messenger RNA of Notothenia coriiceps (black rockcod), 2225 nucleotides long. It is a transcript of the gene sdsl, whose product is annotated as serine dehydratase-like. The transcript has 8 exons. The record is from RefSeq and is a predicted model, not a curated record. Gene Ontology annotation, molecular function: L-serine ammonia-lyase activity; threonine deaminase activity; pyridoxal phosphate binding. Lineage: Eukaryota; Metazoa; Chordata; Actinopteri; Perciformes; Nototheniidae. Gene Ontology annotation, biological process: L-threonine catabolic process; L-serine catabolic process. The coding region runs from base 239 to 1270 and encodes 343 amino acids.
UUGUCCACACUCCAGUCCAGUUGGUGGCGGUAAUGCACCUACAAGUUGGUUUGCCAACCGCCAAUAAACACGAAAGAAGAAGAAGAAGAAGAACAACAACAACAACAAAUUAACCACCUUAUCAGGUAAAGACCAAAAGGUCGUUCAGCCUGACGUUUCAUUCAAACGUGGAUGUUGUCAUCGCACUUCUCACUCUUCUUUACUUUAGUUUAGCAUUUCAGUUCAAAGGCUUGGCGCCAUGGCGAGGCCUUUCCACCUGAACACCCCCCUGCUGGAGAGCGUCAGCAUGACCCAGCGUGUGGGGACCCCGGUGUUCCUGAAGAUGGAGAACUCUCAGCCCUCGGGCUCCUUCAAGAUCAGAGGCAUCGGCCACCUCUGCCAGCAGCUGGCCAAAGACUCUAAAGGAGUCGUCUGCUCUUCAGGUGGAAAUGCUGGGAUGGCAGCAGCGUACGUAGCCAGGAAGAUGUGUGUCCCGGCCACCAUCGUGGUCCCCUCCUCCACCCCUCAGCUGGUGGUGCAGAGGCUCAGGGACCAGGGGGCCACGGUCAACAUCACAGGAAAGGUUUGGGAUGAUGCCAAUACAGAGGCUCUGAGACUGGCAGAGACUGAAGGACUCACCUAUGUCCCUCCAUUCGACCACCCCCUGCUCUGGCAGGGCCACAGCAGUGUGAUCUCUGAGGUGGCAGCCUCUCUGGAGGAGAAGCCUGGAGCAGUGCUGCUGUCUGUGGGCGGGGGGGGGCUCCUCUGCGGAGUCAUCCAGGGCCUGAAGGACGUGGGCUGGACGGAUGUACCCGUCAUCGCUAUGGAGACGGUGGGCGCCGACUGUUUCAGCGCUGCGGUUAAAGCGGGGAGGUUGGUCACGCUGGAUGACAUCACUAGCGAGGCCAAGUGUCUCGGAGCGAAGACGGUUUGUAGGAAGGCGUUUGAGUUCAGUCAGAGUGGAGAGAUCUCCAUCAUCUCUGAGCUGGUGACGGACCAGCAAGCUCUGAGCGCCGUGGAGACGUUCCUGGAUGAGGAGCGUGUGUUGGUGGAGAUGGCGUGUGGAGCAGCACUGGCAGCCGUCUACAGCGGACUCGUACACAGAUUACAGGAUGAAGGUAUGCUCUGGAGUCUUCCUCACCUUCAGAAACACUCCUCUACAACACAAACACUGACGCUGUGUGUGAGACUGGAUUUAGGAGACAUCACUAUAUGGUUCAGAAAUCCAGCAUGUCUUUUUUUUCUCGUGGCAGCUCUUCUCUUAUGUGUGGUGCUUUACUGCACAUUAUAAGACCUUUUCAGACGAGAGCCCUGUGUGUAAAAUAUGUUCAAAACGUGAGACUCCUGCAGAUGAUGGUCAGAUGCUCUUCUCUUCCUUCAGGCCGGCUGCCGGCCCCCCUCGGCCCCCUUCUGGUGAUCGUGUGCGGGGGCAGCAGCAUGGACAUGGAGCAACUGAGCCAUCUUAAACACAAACUGCACACUUAAAGUACUGUGUGUGUGAGCAAGUGUGAGUGUGUGGGGGUGCAUAGCAACACGUGUCUAUGUGACCGGCCAUUGUUGGGCAACCACUGCUAAAAAGUAGCAUCAGUUCAGUGAAUGAUGUCCGGACGGAUGAGUGAGAGCUAAAUGAUUUCUGGGAAUAAGAACAAUUACAAGAGCUAUAACAUGUGAUUUAAAAGCAACUGUGUGUGUGGAGUAGCAGAAAAUAUAAAAAAUGCAAUAGUUUCUUAGAAAUCCCAAAUGUCUUCAGUUCUGAAUGAUUGAGUGAGUCAUUGAAUAUGAUGUAACCUCAAUCAGGCUCUCAGCUCUCUGAGCUGUCAGAACACAAUGACUGGUUUGUCCACAUGGUGGCGCCACAGAGUCACUUUCCAGAAACACACCGGCCGUCCACAGCCUGAUACAGAAACUUCAUGGGGAAAAACGUUUCAAAUGUAUUUUUUUAUGUAAUUAAUCAUAAAUGAUCAGCAUGUCUUCUCUUUUUUUGUUUUAUGGGUCCAAUGCAGAAAUACAUUUUAAAUUAAAACGACAGACCCUUUAAAGCUGGAUUCUUUUGUGUCACUUUCACUUGAAUCGUACAGUUAGUGGUGCUUGUGGAAAGUUAUUACCAUGGAAACAGCUCCUCACUGUUCUGCCUGCUGUUGGAGUGUUGGAUUUAACAACCUGUUCAGUCUUUGCCUUUUUAUCUCUGUUGUUAUAUAACAUUAGUUUAACAAAAACUUACAAAGUAAUAUAUAUGUACUGACUAU